UGGCCCGCCUAGCGCCGACCCCCAACGCGGAUUGGCUGACGGUGACGUCAUGCGGCUCUUCUUCCCGGUGAGGUCAUCGCAACCGUCCGGAGGACGGUGACCCGACUGCGAGGCCUGAUCGCCCGAGAGCGGCCUGGUGUACAGAAGAGGGAUCAAAAGAAGCGUUUUAUUCGGCACUGAGAUACAAAGAGCCAUUAGACCGCCAAAAGAAUUUCCAGGCCAGAAAUCCCAGUGACUUCACCUCCCGCAGCCUCCAAUUACAGCUGGGAACGGCGGUCAUUAUCGCAGCGCACUCAGAAUUCUUCCAACAUCCCGGGAAGUACCCCCUGCGCUCCGGGAUCGACACUCUGAUGAUGUCAUAGUCGCACACGGAGAAAAGUUUCUUCUCGGGAAGCCCUUUAAACUCUCAAUCGGGUGGAAAAUCUUACUGGUUCCUUGUUGCGGUGCCAGCAGCAUUACCCAACCUGCAAGAUGCCCUGAUGCCGGAGAACGCAGCAUGUGCUGGACAGGGUCGUGAGACUCCCCGAUUGCUUCACCCCUCCCCACAUCUGAGGGCAGAGGUGCCGCCAUGGCUUCCGAGGGCCUCCGGUGUCGGCAGGUGAGCGCCGACAAGCUGGUGGCAUGGAUGGAAGGAGGGAUGGAGAAGGUCCUCCUGAUAGACAGUCGCCCCUUUGUGGAAUAUAACACCUCCCAUAUACUGGACGCCAUCAACAUUAACUGCUCCAAGCUGAUGAAGAGGCGGCUGCAGCAGGACAAGGUGCAGGUGGCUGAACUGAUCCAUCAUUCCGCCAAGCAAAAGGUGGAGCUCGAGUGCCAAGCCCAGCAGGUGGUGGUGUAUGAUCAGAGCUCAUCCGAUGUCUCCUCUCUGCCCUCCGACUGUUUCCUGACGGUGCUGCUCCGCAAGCUGGAAAAGCUGUUCAGCAAUGUCCACCUACUUGCAGGUGGAUUCUACGAGUUCUACUCCUGCUACCCUGGACUGUGUGAAGGGAAGGCCUCCAUGGUCCCCACCUGCAUCUCCCAGCCAUGUCUUCCCAUCUCCAGUGCCGGCCCCACCAGGAUCCUCCCUCACCUCUACCUGGGUUGCCAGAGGGAUGUCCUUAACAAGGAACUGAUGCAGCAGAAUGAGAUCGCCUUCGUGCUGAACGCCAGCAACACCUGCCCCAAACCCGACUUCAUCUGUGACUCCCACUUCCUGCGGGUUCCCGUCAAUGACAGUUUCUGUGAGAAGAUCCUCCCAUGGCUAGACAAGUCUGUGGAUUUUAUAGAAAAGGCCAAAGCCUCUAAUAGUCGGGUCCUGGUCCAUUGUCUGGCUGGAAUCUCUCGCUCAGCCACCAUCGCUAUAGCGUAUAUUAUGAAGCGGAUGGACAUGAGCCUGGAUGAAGCCUACAGGUUUGUCAAGGAGAAAAGACCAACCAUCUCACCGAACUUCAAUUUCCUGGGCCAGCUACUGGACUUCGAAAAGAAGAUCAAAACUCAGGGAGAUCAGGCACCCGCCGCCAUCUGCAAACUGAAAUUGCAGCUGGAGCUGGGCUGCAGUGCCAGUGAAAACCACCUCCCUCCAGUUGCCAUAGAGGUGCCUCAACCACAGAGUCCACAACACGCUCACCCUACCUCAGAGGAGCCACCACAAGCCUUGUACCUCGAAGAGGCUCCACUCCUGCAAGGCCUUAAUGGACUACAUGUGUCACACAGGGAGGACAGCAAUAAAAUAAAGCGCUCUUUCUCCCUAGACAUCAAAUCGAUGUCUUACUGCAGCCUGUCUGCUGCAGCGUCGCUUGUUUCUGCACCGGAGGACAGCAAAGAGUUCUAUAAACCUGUGGCAUCCAUGGAGGGUGGCAGUAAGAUGUGCCAAUUCUCACCUGUGGAGGAGGUCUCUGAGCAGACUCCAGAGGCCAGCCCUGAUCGGGAAGAGGCAAAGAGAGUCCCGGAGAAGCCCACCAGUUGUCGGCAGACUGAAGACAAGCACCGGCAAGCACAGCAGACAUCAUCUCGAAGCAGCUUCCUGUCUCAGCGCUCUCUGGCUGCACCCCUUUUCCGCAGCGGCAGCAUGGAGGACCACCGCAAAGCUAACUUCCUGUUUGGACUGUCUAGCAGCCAGCAGCACCUGGCCAAGCCAGCAUUGGGCCUUAAAGACUGGCAUUCUGACAUUUUGGCGACUCAGGCCUCAUCGCUUACAGGCAGCUGGUACUUCACCUCUGAUGCCCCCCCGCACUUUUAUUCUGCCUCCACAUUGUACAGCGCUGGUGCCUUUGCAGCCUACAGCUGUGGCCAGCUGCCCACAGACCCCUCUUGCGCGGUGCGUAGGAGGCAGAAGCCCUGCACCCGUGGGGACUCUAGGCGCAGCUGGCACGAGGAAAGCCCUUUCGAAAAGCAGUUCAAGCGCCGCAGCUGCCAGAUGGAAUUUGGGGAAGGCCUAGUGGACAGCAGGUCCCGGGAAGAACUGGGCAAAGUAGGCAGCCAGACUAACUUCUCCGGCAGUAUGGAAGUCAUUGAAGUUUCUUGAGACCCGCCAAUCACGGGGAGGGUGGGGGGGGACUGGGAGGAGCCAGCAAGCUGGACUUCUUGGGUGGUAAAUUUUAAAAUUUUAUUUUUGUGCUCAUCUUGUUCCCUGUGAAAUCUGAAUGUUGUGUUUAGGGAAACUCACUAUGAAAAUGUUGUACAGAUGCUUUUGGUUGGGUAGCCGAAAUCUAUUCUGGUUUUGUUUGGAGCCUCCAGAACAUUGACGUACGAUUUUGAAGAUGUACGGUUAGAGCAGGCAUAGAGAGUCUUGUCGAGGAACUACAAGUCCAAGCAUGCCUUUUUAACAGAAGAAUGCUGGAACCUGUAGCGCCUUUUGGCUGGUGGGACAAGAGUACCGCCUGCCUGGACUACAGCGGGCGCUGUUUGGCGAUUUUGACACUUGAACUCUUUAUACGCAGCACUUGACAUGAACAGAGUUGGUACUCAUCGAAACUCUCUUCAAUUCCUGAGGGCAAAUGUGUGUUCAUUUUUAGUUUCAAUUAGUUUUAAAUUUUGAAAGAAAUUCGUACCAAUUGCCGUGAUAUGUAACCAAAACAGAGUCUUGAUUUUAGGAGGUGGUAGCAGCUGAAAUCUUAAUUUUAAUCAAUUUAUAUCUGGGGGUUAGAAGGAAAAAUUUUCCUCCCUAAAAUUUUAUUUUUUUCAUAAUAAAUUGUGUUAAGCUGGAA
Molecule: messenger RNA, 3185 nt
Organism: Rana temporaria (common frog)
Lineage: Eukaryota; Metazoa; Chordata; Amphibia; Anura; Ranidae
Gene: DUSP16
Product: dual specificity phosphatase 16
Exons: 9
Coding region: 569-2503 (644 amino acids)
Biological process (GO): protein dephosphorylation; negative regulation of MAPK cascade
Cellular component (GO): cytoplasm; nucleus
Molecular function (GO): protein tyrosine/threonine phosphatase activity; MAP kinase tyrosine/serine/threonine phosphatase activity
Source: RefSeq, a predicted model, not a curated record